Molecule: messenger RNA, 1395 nt
Organism: Anthonomus grandis grandis
Lineage: Eukaryota; Metazoa; Arthropoda; Insecta; Coleoptera; Curculionidae
Gene: DPCoAC
Product: mitochondrial coenzyme A transporter SLC25A42
Exons: 8
Coding region: 232-1179 (315 amino acids)
Biological process (GO): transmembrane transport
Cellular component (GO): mitochondrial inner membrane
Source: RefSeq, a predicted model, not a curated record
AUCAUGCAAACAAGUGAAAAAUUAAAGCUGAUAACCGAAAAUCUCUCAAACUUUGGUCUUUGGUUAUAAACUAUGGAGAUUUGAUGCAGCAAUAAUGAAUCAAAAAGGUUGUUUUGUUUAAUAGUGAAUACUUAAUUUGUUUCAUUCUUAGUGAUGGUGGAUCACUGAUGAACCCUCUCAAACGACCAUAGCGGUUAAUAGGAGAAUAAUGUGACAGUGUUCGUCGCUAUUAUGGGCAAGUCGACCAAUCUAGACCCGAAAUUGAAACAUUUAACCAAUACAGAGGUUGUGCUUACCAGUUUAUCGGCGGGAGCUAUUGCCGGAGCUUUAGCUAAGACUACCAUCGCUCCUCUCGAUAGGACCAAGAUUAAUUUUCAAAUUAGUGACAGAACUUACUCGACGAAAAAAGCAUUUAAGUUUUUACUGAAAACGUUGAAGGAGCAAGGAUUCUUCGCGUUAUGGAGGGGAAACAGCGCCACUAUGGCCCGCAUAGUGCCGUACUCGGCUAUCCAGUUUACCGCACACGAACAGUGGAAACGGGUGCUAAAAGUUGACCAAAAUAAUGGGUCCAAUGAGAGACUCUUUUUGGCAGGUGCGUUGGCGGGAGUAACGUCGCAAGCGUUAACUUACCCGUUCGAUUUGGCACGAGCACGAAUGGCUGUGACACACAAACUACAAUACUCCAGUUUGAAAGAGGUAUUUCAUAAAAUAUAUCACGUGGAAGGUCUGAAGGCAUUUUGGAGGGGAUUUAUCCCGACGAUGGUCGGUGUUAUCCCUUAUGCCGGAAUGUCGUUUUUCACCUACGACUCGCUCAAACGAAUAUACAGAGAACAUGUGGAUAAUGCCUUCGUGAUCCAUCCGUUAGCUUCCAUGUUAUUCGGUGCCGUAGCCGGUGUUAUUGGCCAAAGCACGAGUUAUCCCUUCGAUAUUGUCAGGAGGAGAAUGCAGACUGACACUACCGGAAAGUACCCGAAUAUGAUCCGAACGAUUAUUUAUGUUUAUAAAACCGAAGGUAUAAAGAAGGGUUUCUACAAGGGAUUGUCGAUGAACUGGAUCAAGGGGCCGAUAGCAGUCGGUAUCAGUUACUCCACCUACGACAACAUCAAGGACUCUUUGAGGAUGUCGCUGCCAGGUGGAUCCAAACAAAGUCGAUUCACUCCUCAUCUCGAUAGUCAAUAAUAUAAGAAUACGUUACGCUUUUUAUCUCUAAGCCAUAGUGAUUAACUAGAGAGUGUUUUUUACGAUUUUAUUGUUAAUGUUUUUAAACGCUAUAAUAGUUUGUAUAUAUUAGGGUAAAACACACGUUUUGGAUUGUUAUGUAUGUAUGUAUGUAUAUUUAAAACUAGUGCAAUGAGAUUGUUCCUAUAUAGGAUUUAUUAAAAGUAUAAAGUUUAA